AUUCAACGCCAUUCACGACUUGCUGCCUCCGGGGGGCAGCAUGCUGAAAAACCGGUUAACAAUCUGUUUUAUUUAUUUCCCGUAGGAUCUGAAGGGAGAUCAAAACCAUGCAUUGCCCACAAUAACAGCAUCGACGACGAAGACGACGACGACGGCCGGAAGGAAGAGCCCCCUCCAACCCCAACCCUCGGGCACCAUGGCAGAGGCACCAGACCAGCCCGAGCCAGUGCUCGACCACGAGCGCCACCUGCGAUACUGGAAGAUGUGUCUGCAGUCGCCGCUGCCCCGGCACUACCUGUCCAACGAGGGCAACCGCAUGGCGCUGGCCUACUUCAUCAUCAACGCCAUCUCCAUCCUCACGCCCCCACCCGCCGCAGCCAGCCCGAUGGGGGGUGAACAGCAGCAACAACAACAGCAGCAAGAACAGCAGUCCGCUUCCCAGCGAAAGCCACCACUGAUCCCCCCCGAAGAUCGCAGACGGCUGCGCGGCUGGGUCCUCUCGCACCAACAGCCCGGCGGCGGCUUCGCCGGCACCUCGUCGCUCGUCUUCCCCCUCCAGGCCCCGUACGAGCAGUGGGAGCGCGAGACGGGCGCGCGGGAGGCGGAGGGGGCGGGGCUGGCCAACCUACCGGCGACGAUGUUCGCGCUGCAGCUGCUCGCGCUGCUGGCCGACGAGGACGACCCGGCUGGGGCUUUCCGCGGCAUGGACCGGGUGCAGACGCUGCGCUGGCUGCGGCGGCUGCAGCGCGCGGACGGGAGCUUCGGCGAGGUGGUGAAGCUGCUGCCGGGGCAUGGCUGGUUCAUUGGUGGCGGGUACGAUAUGCGGUAUUGCUACCUUGCCGCAGCGAUCCGUUGGAUGUUGAGGGGGGAUGUGAAGGAGGGCGAGCCGGGGUGGGUGGAGGACAUUGAUACCCGGGGGCUGGCAAACUAUAUUCUGAAUAGUCAGACCUAUGACGGCGGCUUCGCGGGCAGCUCGCAAGAGGAGCCACACGCCGGCUACGCCUACUGCGCGAUCGCCGCCCUCUCUCUGCUCGACCGGCCCCUCGAAAACAGCACGGCCUCCCACCCCAGCCAGACGCUCCACUCCGGCAUCCGCGACAUGCCAGGGCUGAUCCACUGGCUCGUCUCACGCCAGUUUGCCUACCUCGAACCCAACUACAAUAGCGACAACACGGACAACAACAACAUCGAAGAGGGAGAAGAAGAAGAAGAAGCCAACUUCCUUCUCCCGGCCCGCCUCUCCGACCUUUCGCUGUCCCACAACCUGCGGCAUGUCGCCUGCAACGGCCGCUGCAACAAAGUCGCCGACUCGUGCUACACCUGGUGGGUCGGCGCGGCGCUGGCCAACCUGGGCCGGGGCGACCUGCUCGACUGGCCCGCGUUGCGGCGCUUCCUGCUCGACAAGAUGGCCCACCGCGUCGGCGGCUUCGGCAAGCACCCGGGCGACCCGCCCGACGUGUACCACGGCUGCUUCGGCCUGGCCGUGCUGGCCGUGAUGGGGGAGCCCGGGCUGAACAGGUUGGACGGCGCGCUGGCCGUGCCGGUGGGCACGGUGAAGAUUAUCGAGCUGGCGCGGGCGGCGUUGGUUGAGAGCGCCAGGGAGGAGGGGGCAAAGCUCGGAGGCCGGGCCGUGGAGAUGGGAAUUGCCAUGAGGGGCGCAAAGCCGGCUUGGUUGAUUGAGGCCGGCGGCUAGGUCGACGUGGGCCUGGAAGGGGCCGACGCCAGUGUGUCCCACCGCAGCGGUUGCAUGCGCUGUAAUAAAGCAUGCUGCAAAUCAAGCAGGAGUAUCUCGUCGUCACGAUGACGCGUUCACAGCAUGCGUGAUUAACCGCUUGUAUCCCUCCACCGCCUCCUCCAGAUCCCGCACCAGCAGCCCCUCGUCCUCGCCGUGCGCCACCAGAAUGCUGCCUGGCCCGUACAGGUAGUUGACCUGCUCGCCCUCGAGAUUCGGCACGUCCGUCCCGUAGUUGGCAACCAUGGUCUCGAAACCUG
Molecule: messenger RNA, 1992 nt
Organism: Thermothielavioides terrestris NRRL 8126
Lineage: Eukaryota; Fungi; Ascomycota; Sordariomycetes; Sordariales; Chaetomiaceae
Exons: 3
Coding region: 197-1693 (498 amino acids)
Biological process (GO): protein geranylgeranylation
Cellular component (GO): CAAX-protein geranylgeranyltransferase complex
Molecular function (GO): CAAX-protein geranylgeranyltransferase activity
Source: RefSeq, a predicted model, not a curated record